AUGAUGAUGGAUAUUACACAAGCUUCGCAGCAAGGCAAGGGAGCUACUAGCAGUGAUGGCUCAAAGUUAACCUCGAUUUUUAGCUUCAUAGAUUGUGACAAUGAUAUUGCUAGCAAUCAAUCUUCUGUGCGGGUGUUGCGGUCCUCAGUCACAGCCAGAUCAUUGAAGGCACAAGCUUUUGAUUUGCAAUUCAGCUGUUUAAUUUCGCCGAAGCAAUUAGUAGUAAUUAGGGUUCAGGGAGUGGAAAUAUUGUCCCAGUUGGCCGAAGUGGCGAGAGGAACAUUGUCUGAAUUUGAGAAUGCUGUGCUUCGCGAGCCGUCGAGGAUUCCUGUGCCCGGAGGUACAAUUCACCCCUUGACUCGUGCACACGGAUUAGGAACAACAGCAUUGUCAGCAAAAGAACUGGAGGCUCUCCCAUUUUGCGCCAUUGCAUAUGCUCUGACUGGUAUAUUUGGUUGUCUGAUUUUCUCAGUUCCGGCAGUCAGGCAAAGCUUAAUCAGAUGUGCACACGGAUUAGGAACAACAGCAUUGUCAGCAAAAGAACUGGAGGCUCUCCCAUUUUGCGCCAUUGCAUAUGCUCUGACUGGUAUAUUUGGUUGUCUGAUUUUCUCAGUUCCGGCAGUCAGGCAAAGCUUAAUCAGAUGGUGCGUUGGACUCCAAACAUAUAUUGUUUUUUUGACUCAAGUUUCUUUAGCAUUACUAAGCAUUGGCUGCAAAAUGCUACAUUCUCCAAUAAUUUUUUUUAAGUUGAGACUGUUUGUCAAAUUUAUCUUCCUUCCUUUUCUGGGUGUUGGGGGGUUAUUGAUUAAAAUGCCAGCUACGUUUUAUGCUGCUACAUCUUUGUUUCCUGAUGUGGUUCAUUCAUUUGUCUCUGAUUUUCUCAAGAAAUUGAACUGAAGGUCUGUAUGUAAAGCAGCUUGAAUAUAGAAACAUUUUUGUGGGCCGUAUUUCAUGUCUGUAAAAUUUUGUUGCAUCCAUCUGGGCCCUGUACAUUGUCAUUGGUUG
This is a messenger RNA of Ilex paraguariensis (yerba mate), 1005 nucleotides long. Lineage: Eukaryota; Viridiplantae; Streptophyta; Magnoliopsida; Aquifoliales; Aquifoliaceae. The record is from the annotation of a GenBank genome assembly.